This is a messenger RNA of Pezoporus occidentalis (night parrot), 1732 nucleotides long. It is a transcript of the gene ATP5F1B, whose product is annotated as ATP synthase F1 subunit beta. The record is from RefSeq and is a predicted model, not a curated record. Bases 16 to 1620 code for a protein of 534 amino acids. Gene Ontology annotation, molecular function: ATP hydrolysis activity; proton-transporting ATP synthase activity, rotational mechanism; ATP binding. The transcript has 10 exons. Gene Ontology annotation, biological process: proton transmembrane transport; proton motive force-driven mitochondrial ATP synthesis. Lineage: Eukaryota; Metazoa; Chordata; Aves; Psittaciformes; Psittacidae.
UCAGUCGGCGGCGCCAUGUUGGGGCUGGCGGGUCGGUGCUCGGGGGCCGCCGCCGCCGCCGCCGUUGUUCGGCCGCUGCUGCGCCGCGAGGCCGGGCCCGGCCGCCGCCUCCUCCCGUUGCUGCUGAGCCGCGGGGCCGCGCCCGCCGCCGCCGAGCCGCGCCGGGACUAUGCGGCCCAGGCGGCCCCCGCGGCCAAGGCGGGCUCCAGCACCGGGCGCAUCGUGGCCGUUAUCGGCGCCGUGGUGGAUGUGCAGUUCGAUGAGGGGCUGCCCCCCAUCCUGAACGCGCUGGAGGUGCAGGGCCGGGACACGCGGCUGGUGCUGGAGGUGGCUCAGCACCUCGGGGAGAACACGGUGCGCACCAUCGCCAUGGACGGCACCGAGGGGCUGGUGAGGGGCCAGAAGGUGCUGGACUCCGGAGCUCCCAUCCGCAUCCCCGUGGGCCCCGAGACCUUGGGCCGGAUCAUGAAUGUCAUCGGGGAGCCCAUUGACGAGCGGGGCCCCAUCACCACCAAGCAGUUUGCUGCCAUCCACGCCGAAGCCCCCGAGUUCGUGGAGAUGAGCGUGGAGCAGGAGAUCCUGGUGACAGGGAUCAAGGUGGUGGAUCUGCUGGCGCCCUACGCCAAGGGGGGCAAGAUCGGUUUGUUCGGAGGCGCCGGCGUGGGUAAAACGGUGCUGAUCAUGGAGCUCAUCAACAACGUGGCCAAAGCCCACGGCGGCUACUCGGUGUUCGCCGGCGUUGGGGAGAGGACCCGUGAGGGCAAUGACUUGUACCAUGAGAUGAUCGAGUCCGGGGUCAUCAACCUCAAAGAUGCCACAUCCAAGGUCGCUCUGGUCUAUGGGCAGAUGAACGAGCCCCCCGGUGCCCGCGCCAGGGUGGCCCUGACCGGGCUCACGGUGGCCGAAUACUUCAGGGACCAGGAGGGCCAGGACGUGCUGCUCUUCAUCGACAACAUCUUCCGCUUCACCCAGGCUGGCUCCGAGGUGUCAGCUCUGCUGGGGAGGAUCCCCUCUGCCGUGGGCUACCAGCCCACCCUGGCCACCGAUAUGGGCACCAUGCAGGAGAGGAUCACCACCACGCGCAAGGGAUCCAUCACUUCGGUGCAGGCCAUCUACGUGCCAGCCGACGACUUGACCGACCCUGCCCCUGCCACCACCUUCGCCCACUUGGACGCCACGACGGUGCUGUCCCGCGCCAUCGCCGAGCUGGGCAUCUACCCCGCCGUGGACCCCUUGGACUCCACGUCCCGCAUCAUGGACCCCAACAUCGUGGGGCCCGAGCACUACGACGUGGCUCGAGGGGUGCAGAAGAUCCUGCAGGACUACAAGUCCCUGCAGGACAUCAUCGCCAUCCUGGGCAUGGACGAGCUCUCCGAGGAGGACAAGCUGACGGUGGCGCGGGCCCGCAAGAUCCAACGCUUCUUAUCCCAACCCUUCCAAGUGGCCGAGGUCUUCACCGGCCACAUGGGCAAACUGGUGCCGCUGCAGGAGACCAUCAAGGGCUUCAAGCAGAUCCUGGCGGGUGAAUAUGACCAUCUCCCCGAGCAAGCCUUCUACAUGGUGGGGCCCAUCGAGGAGGCGGUGGCCAAGGCGGAGAAGUUGGCUGAAGAACACGCCUGAACGUGGCCCCCCCCCAACAACAACAACACCGGACCCGCCCCCCCCCCCCCCAAAACCGGGGCCUCCCCCUCCCCAAUAUUUAACAUUUCCAAUAAAACAUCAGUUGAAAACA